UGCCUCCGCCUGGUUUCACAAGAACGGGCGAGGGAGAGGAGAGGUGAGAGGGAUGCAGUGGAUUAUCUGUCGGUAAUAAUCAAGAGAAGAAUGACCAUGAAAAUACAUCUUAAAAUCUGUCUCCAGGUCAUUUUGUGUCUUUGGUCUGAACAAGUGCUUCGGGAUGUGGCUGCAGGCAUGAGUCCAACGUCUCAAAUGACUGGCUCAUCUGUCUCUGAUGCAAACCUGAUGUUUGAGUUUUUGCUGGGCGGGGUUGAGAUUGACCGGGACAACAACAUCGUCCUGCUUGAUAAGGAGAUGGCAUCGAUGAGACCAGGGCGGAUGUUCCUAUCUCAGAUCAAUGAUAACAUUCCCAGAGGUCUGGGCUCCAUGAUGCAGAUGGUGAAGACACUGAAGGAGCAGAGGAAGAGGCCACUGACUCAGACACAGUUUAAGAUUCUUGUCCUGAGCAUGGUGUACUCUGCCCACCAGGCCUGGCAUCAGGAGAAAAAAGAGGAACGGGAGGCCUGGGCUGGAGUGCUCCUCCAGCUGACCAACGUUACGGUCCACGAACUACGAGGAAAUUAUUUCUUCAACUAUGCUUGAUACACUGACUUCCUGUCUGUAUGAAAUUAAAGGAACAUGCAAGAAAAUAAAUCACUUGCCUUAAA
Messenger RNA from Toxotes jaculatrix (banded archerfish), 650 nucleotides. RefSeq names its product protein FAM180A. The transcript has 3 exons. Bases 91 to 585 code for a protein of 164 amino acids. Lineage: Eukaryota; Metazoa; Chordata; Actinopteri; Toxotidae. The record is from RefSeq and is a predicted model, not a curated record.